UCCUCACUUAAAAAAUAGUUUUAUUUAAGCCAAACUCUCCUUUCUUCUCGCCCAAUCAAAGUUUCUUCGCCUAAUUCUUCAUAAUCGUCCAAACCCCCCCUGUACUUUAAUUAAUCAUGACAUUUAGCUCUCGAUCCAAGGAUUUAAUGCUAUAGAAUCAUCAAGUACUUGAGAUAGGUUGCUAGCUAGCCAUGAAAGGACUCCAAGCAUGUUCAAGUUUGUUCACAUUCAUGUUCUUGUUAUUCUUCUUCUCCUCCAUGUUUGGCUUCUUGCAUGGAAAGGAACUUGAGAUUCUCUCUUCCUUCAAAGCUUCCAUCAAUGACCCAUUUCAAUAUCUCUCCAAUUGGAACUCCAACAUCCAUAUCUGUGACUGGCAUGGCAUCACUUGCGACAGCUUGUCUCAUGUUCAUGCCAUUGAGCUUUCAAGCAAAAACUUCUCUGGCAAACUCUCCUCCUCCUCAAUCUUUCACCUACCAUAUGUCGAAAAGAUUGAUCUUUCGAACAAUCGAUUUUCCGGUGAAAUCCCCCAUGACAUGUUCUUCAACACUUCAUUUCAAUAUCUCAAUCUUAGUGACAACAAUUUCACUGGUCAAAUCCCGAGUGGGAUAAUGUCGAUUUCAAUUUCGAAGCUUGAAACUCUUGAUCUUUCCAACAACAUGCUUUACGGGAAAAUCCCUGAGAAAACAGGAUCAAUAUUCUCGAGUCUCAGAUAUCUUGAUCUUGGAGGGAAUGUUUUGGUGGGUGAAAUUCCAAUCUCCAUAGCAAAUCUCACAAGCUUGGAAUACUUGACUUUGGCAUCAAACCAUUUAGUUGGUCCAAUUCCACCACAGUUAGGCCGAAUGAAGAGCUUGAAAUGGAUUUACUUGGGCUACAACAAUCUUUCUGGUCAAAUCCCAACAGAGAUUGGAUUCUUGACUUCUCUAAACCAUAUUGAUCUUGUCUACAACAAUCUCACAGGACCAAUCCCAUCUUCAAUUGGGAACCUCAGUGACCUUCAGUACCUCUUCCUCUACCAAAACAAGCUCACUGGUUCAAUCCCCAAAUCAGUUUACAGUCUCAAGAGACUCAUAUCACUUGAUCUUAGUGACAACUUUCUUUCAGGGGAGAUUCCAGAACUCAUGAUUCAGUUACAGAAUCUUGAGAUUCUCCAUCUUUUCUCCAACAACUUUUCUGGUAAAAUUCCAAGUGCUUUAACUUCCUUGCCUCAUUUACGAGUCCUUCAACUUUGGUCGAACAAAUUAUCCGGUGCGAUUCCAGCAGAGCUUGGAAAACAGAACAAUCUCUCUGUAUUAGACCUCUCCACCAACUCUCUCACCGGAAAAAUCCCCGAAAGUCUGUGCGGAUCGGGUCUGCUUUUCAAGCUCAUUCUUUUUUCAAACUCACUUGAAGGUGAAAUCCCAAUGAGCUUGAGUGAUUGCAAAAGCUUGCGACGAGUUCGGCUGCAGGAUAACAAACUCUCUGGUGGAUUACCACAGGAGUUCACUCAGCUUCCACUUGUUUAUUUCUUGGAUAUAUCGGGAAACAAUCUCUCUGGCAGAAUUGAUGAUAAAGAGUGGCACAUGGCUUCACUUCAAAUGCUGAAUUUGGCCAAAAAUCAGUUUGUGGGUGGCUUGCCUGGCUCGUUUGGUAGUGAGAAGCUAGAGACCUUGGACAUGUCCGAAAACCGGUUUUCGGGUAAUAUUCCACGCCACUUCGGGAGCUUAUCAUCGCUGGUGCAACUUGAGCUAAGUGAGAACAAGUUAUCUGGUGAAAUACCAGAAGAAUUGUCAUCAUGCAAGAAGCUUGUUAGUGUCCACCUGAGGCAUAACCAGCUCAGCGGCUCCAUUCCGGCUAGUUUCGCUCAAAUGCCAGUUCUUAGCCAGCUUGAUUUGUCCGACAAUCGAUUUUCCGGCGAAAUACCAAGGAAUUUAGGGGGAGUGGAAUCACUUGUUCAAGUGAAUAUCUCGCACAAUCACUUUCAAGGUACUUUGCCAUCUACAGGAGCAUUUCUUGCCAUCAACAAGAGUGCAAUCGAAGGUAAUGAUCUUUGUGGUAGUACUGAUUCCACAACUGGUCUGCGACCAUGUAAAAAGAGUACUAAUAAGAACCCUAUUUGGGGAUUCAUAGUUGCAUGUUUUAUUGGUGCAUUGAUACUCCUUGCUAUUAUUGCGUUUGGUAUUGUUUUCAUUCAACAAAGAAACAAUUCCGAGAUGAAACAAGUACUGGAGAAUGAAGAAGUGAUUUGGGAAAUGCAAAUUUUCCGCGCAAAGUCGAUGAAAAUCGAGGAUAUCUUGUCAUCCAUUAAAGAAGAAAAUGUCAUUUCCAGAAGCAAAACUGGUGUUUCUUACAAAGGCAAGUGUGUUUCAAGUGGCAUGCAAUUCAUGGUGAAGUUAAUCAACGAAGUGAACUCGCUUCCUUCAAACUUUUGGACUGAAAUUGCUCGAUUUGGUAAGCUUCAGCAUCCUAAUAUUGUCGAGUUUAUCGGAAUUUGUCGGUCCAAGAAUCGUGCAUAUCUAGUGUCUGAGUACAUGGAAGGGAAGAAAUUAAGUGAAAUUCUUAGGAAUCUAAGUUGGGAACGGCGACAAAGAAUUUCAAUUGGCAUCUCAAAGGGUCUAAGAUUUUUGCAUUCUCAUUGUUCAUCUUCAAGCAUUCUCAUCGGUGACAUAUCGACCGACCAAGUUAUAGUCGAUGACAAGGAUCAACCUCGCCUGAAAUUGAUUUCGUCAGCCUAUGCUUCCUCAGAAACCAAAGACGCGAGCGAGGAGUGCGAGAUCUAUGGAUUUGGGCUCAUACUCAUUGAAUUGUUGACCGGAAGAAGUCGCGGAGAUGCUGAGUCGUGCUACGGUGUGCAUGAGAGCAUUGUAGAGUGGGCCCGGUACUGCUAUGCGGAUUGCCAUCUGGACACGUGGAUUGAUCCGAUGAUUAGGGGGCAUGCAUCAAAUGAUUACAAUGAGAUUGUUGAAAUCAUGAAUUUGGCUCUCCAUUGCACCGCAAUAGAUCCCACGGCCCGGCCGACCGCAGACGAAGUAUUGAAAACCCUAGAGUCGACUUUCAGGACCAGUUCUUCUUGGCUCCCACACUUAAACUUCUCGUCAUGUGUUAAUUAAUUAGCAGUUUAAACCCUAAUAAUUAUUGACCCUUUUUCUGCCCUUCUUUUUUAUGGAUUUUUGUUGUAUAAGGUGUCAUAAUGAUUAUAUGUAUGCAUG
Tripterygium wilfordii is the source of this 3185-nucleotide messenger RNA. RefSeq names its product probably inactive leucine-rich repeat receptor-like protein kinase At2g25790. The transcript is spliced from 3 exons. Gene Ontology annotation, biological process: hormone-mediated signaling pathway; protein phosphorylation. Gene Ontology annotation, cellular component: plasma membrane. The record is from RefSeq and is a predicted model, not a curated record. NCBI's taxonomy places the organism in Eukaryota, Viridiplantae, Streptophyta, Magnoliopsida, Celastrales, Celastraceae. The coding region runs from base 192 to 3086 and encodes 964 amino acids. Gene Ontology annotation, molecular function: protein kinase activity; ATP binding; protein binding.